GGCAGCAGAAGCACCAGCGCAGCCGCAAGACUCCCAGCGCCGUCUCCCGCCUUCCUUCUCCGCCAGCAGUAAAACAGGAAAAAUCCCCACCAAAAUGCUCCGUUUACCAAGCGUCCUGCGAAAAGUGAGGCCUGUGUGCAGGGCGCUCGCACCGCAUCUCACCAGGAGCUACGCCAAGGAAGUCAAGUUUGGAGCCGAAGCCCGGGCUAUGAUGCUCAAAGGUGUCGAUCUUCUGGCGGACGCUGUAGCUGUUACCAUGGGACCAAAGGGGCGAACCGUCAUUAUUGAACAGAGUUGGGGAAGCCCUAAAGUGACGAAGGAUGGCGUGACAGUCGCAAAAGCGAUAGAUUUCAAGGACAAAUACCAAAAUAUUGGCGCUAAGCUUGUGCAGGAUGUUGCCAAUAACACAAAUGAAGAGGCUGGUGAUGGAACCACCACUGCAACAAUUCUUGCCAGGGCCAUUGCUAAAGAAGGGUUUGAAAAAAUAAGCAAAGGAGCAAAUCCAGUGGAGAUCAGGCGAGGUGUAAUGCUAUCUGUGGAUGUUGUUAUUGCUGAGCUGAAAAAAUUAUCUAAACCUGUUACAACACCAGAAGAAAUUGCUCAGGUGGCAACUAUCUCAGCCAAUGGAGAUAAAGACAUUGGUAACCUUAUCUCUGAUGCAAUGAAGAAAGUUGGGCGCAAUGGUGUCAUCACAGUCAAGGAUGGCAAAACACUCCAUGAUGAGCUUGAACUCAUUGAAGGAUUGAAGUUUGAUCGUGGUUACAUCUCUCCUUACUUCAUCAACACAAAUAAAGGUCAGAAAUGUGAAUUCCAAGAUGCAUACUUACUGCUCAGUGAAAAGAAAAUAUCAAACGUGCAGUCUAUUGUGCCAGCCUUGGAGAUCGCCAAUGCACAUCGGAAACCUCUGGUGAUUGUUGCUGAGGAUGUUGAUGGAGAGGCACUUAGCACUUUGGUUUUGAAUAGGUUAAAGGUUGGCUUGCAAGUUGUAGCUGUAAAAGCCCCUGGAUUUGGUGACAACAGGAAGAACCAGCUGCUGGACAUGGCUAUUGCCACUGGAGGCACAGUAUUCGGAGAUGAGGCACUUAAUGUGAAAUUGGAAGAUAUCCAGGCCCAUGAUUUUGGUAAAGUAGGAGAAGUUGUAGUAACCAAGGAUGACACCAUGUUGUUGAAGGGCAAAGGUGAAAAGAGUGUCAUUGAAAAGCGUAUUCAGGAAAUUGUGGAUUUGCUAGAAAUCACCAGUAGUGAUUAUGAAAAGGAAAAGCUGAACGAAAGGCUGGCCAAACUAUCGGAUGGAGUGGCAGUUUUGAAGAUCGGUGGCACAAGUGACGUGGAGGUCAAUGAGAAAAAAGACAGAGUAACUGACGCGCUGAACGCUACACGUGCCGCUGUGGAGGAAGGUAUUGUUCUUGGUGGGGGCUGUGCUCUGCUCCGCUGUAUUCCAGCAUUGGAUGCUCUUAAACCUGUGAAUGAAGACCAAAAAGUUGGAAUUGAAAUUGUUAAGAAAGCUCUAAAAAUUCCUGCCAUAACAAUUGUCAAAAAUGCUGGAGUUGAAGGAUCCCUAAUUGUGGAGAAAAUCUUGCAGAGCCCACCAGAUAUUGGCUAUGAUGCAAUGGCUGGGGAGUUUGUGAAGAUGGUGGAAAAGGGAAUUAUUGAUCCCACAAAGGUGGUGAGGACCGCAUUGAUGGAUGCAGCUGGAGUUGCCUCCCUCCUAUCAACAGCAGAGGCUGUAGUUACAGAACUACCAAAGGAUGAGAAGCCACAAGGAAUGGGGGGUAUGGGUGGUAUGGGUGGCCCAGGUAUGGGUGACAUGUUUUAAUUUCCCUGAAAUAUGCAGAUUUUUGUAUGAACUGAAAUAACUGACGCAAUGUAUCUGUUAACAUUGUCUGAAUUGAACAGCUGCUUCCACAAUGAAGACUACAAGAUGACUAUGAAAGGUUUUUUUUUGGAAAACAGCUCUCCAUCAUUGGGAUACUUGUAAUUAAGUUAAUAGAGCUCAGUUGAACUGUUCCAGGUCUUGAACGAGUGACUUGUUUACUGCCCUCAUUGUCAGUGCUGAGAAAUUGUAAUUUAUUUUGUAUUCUGAAUAAAAUCAACAUUUGUACAUUCCUUAAAAUACUGGAUGUGUGAAGCACAUACUUAAAUCAUCAUUAGUUUAUUGUAACAGUAAUCCACUACUGUACAGACAUAAUACUGUUUUUUUAAAAAGAUGUGUAGGCAACAAGUUAUACAAGGCAGGUUCUCUGUGCAAAACAAGACGGUGAUGAGAUCCGUACACCCAUCCAGUACAGCAAAACAAGAUAUCAUGUAACAUUGCCUUAAAUAAAAGCAGAUGGCUAUCA
This is a messenger RNA of Callorhinchus milii (elephant shark), 2339 nucleotides long. RefSeq names its product heat shock 60 protein 1 (gene hspd1). Gene Ontology annotation, biological process: positive regulation of interleukin-6 production; apoptotic mitochondrial changes; positive regulation of type II interferon production. The transcript has 12 exons. Gene Ontology annotation, molecular function: protein-folding chaperone binding; ATP-dependent protein folding chaperone; ATP binding. Gene Ontology annotation, cellular component: mitochondrial inner membrane; mitochondrial matrix. The record is from RefSeq and is a predicted model, not a curated record. Lineage: Eukaryota; Metazoa; Chordata; Chondrichthyes; Chimaeriformes; Callorhinchidae. The coding region runs from base 95 to 1816 and encodes 573 amino acids.